GUGCUGAGAUUGGAAUCUAUUAUCAAUUUUGAGUUUCCCGUGCUAACAUUCUGCAAUUCAUUUAAAUGAAUGGUUUUUGCCUUUUUGGUGCCCAAUGCAUUGCUCAACACUUCAGUGAAACCGAUUUUUGUUGCUUGUAGUUAAUUGUGUUUUUUUAUUAUAUAUUUUCCUUUAUUGUUUGUAGCUCAUCUGGUUUUGUGUUUCUGAUUCAUAAUGUUUUAUCUUCUCAUUCGUACUUCCAAGAUUCGAAGCAUGUUUGUUGACAAAAUACUAAUCUAGAGAAGCAGACCAAACAAAAUCUGGUAAUUUUCGAAUACCGAUUAGUGUAUUUGGUACCCUAAUACCAAAGUCAAAUGGGAGUCGGAUAGUAGAUUUUCAGCUUAAUCGGGGUCGGGUAAUACCAAUUUCGCAAAUAUCACAUAAUAUACUUUUCUCCUAAAUUUAUUAUACAGACAAGAAUACGAGCUGCGCCCCUUUUCAUCUAUUUUUCUCCAUAACCAUAAUCACUGCAUCACGGUCGCCUUUGCACUAAAAUCUUGAGUUGGGAAGGUAGCUAUCGUCGGAGUGGCCGCCACAAAACCCUACCACUGCCAUUCGUGCCUCUGUCUCUAUUGCUUCCAAACUCCGAAAGCAUAUGGUGUGACAAGAUGGUAACUGGUGCAGAAGAGGAUCCAAAGAAGAAACCGCAGCCGCAGUUGGUGAAGUUGAAUCAUGCUUUCAAAUUGGCUGAGCAAUGGGUUAAUAACAUGAGUAAAUCAUCAUCCAAUGAUAAAUCAACUUCGAUAGAUUUGGAAGGGCGUCCGAUGAGGCUUGGUAUUGGUGCAACCGUUCCUAAAGAAUCCCAAUUUACACGUUCAAGUAAUCCUGUUGAAAGAAAGCUGCUUGCCAAGCUGCACAACGACAAAAGAAAAGUCGCCAUGAAAGAUGAAGCUUUGGUCCCGUCUGCAGAAAAUGGAAAGGCUGAUGAAGAAGACAGCGAUGAAGAGGAGUCGGAAAGCAAAACCCGAGCUUUCACCAAGAAGAGAACUCCGAAUUCAAUUUCACAUCUACAUGCCAGAAAGAAGCGUAGGUAAUUGGUGUAUUUUUGUAAGAAACGCUGUCUGAGACAUUGGCUGAACAUACUCUUCGACGCUUACAGCAACAACCGUGUAGUUUUCAUGUAGUUUUGGUCUCUCUUUUCUAUUCAUGUUAUGCACAUGUAAUGUACCCUGCAAAAAAUGACUUGUAACUUUAAUGAAAAAAUAGGCGAUUUUGUUUA
This is a messenger RNA of Salvia miltiorrhiza (redroot sage), 1258 nucleotides long. RefSeq lists its product as uncharacterized. The coding region runs from base 648 to 1073 and encodes 141 amino acids. The transcript is spliced from 4 exons. NCBI's taxonomy places the organism in Eukaryota, Viridiplantae, Streptophyta, Magnoliopsida, Lamiales, Lamiaceae. The record is from RefSeq and is a predicted model, not a curated record.